Messenger RNA from Achroia grisella, 2022 nucleotides. Its product is annotated as pyruvate kinase-like. Bases 107 to 1804 code for a protein of 565 amino acids. Gene Ontology annotation, molecular function: potassium ion binding; pyruvate kinase activity; magnesium ion binding. Lineage: Eukaryota; Metazoa; Arthropoda; Insecta; Lepidoptera; Pyralidae. The transcript has a single exon. Gene Ontology annotation, cellular component: cytoplasm. The record is from RefSeq and is a predicted model, not a curated record. Gene Ontology annotation, biological process: glycolytic process.
UAUACUGUUAUACAAUCAUUUCUUAAUAAAAAAAUCGCUACUAUUAAUUUUUACAUACAUUACGUUUUUUAAAACUCAAUCUAUUUAUAAAUCUAAAUAAAAGUUAAUGUCGUUACCGUGGCAUAUUCCGUUAGAAGCUUUAUCGAACGCAACAAAAAAAUAUGUUCCAGCUCAAGUAUCUUUGCUAAAGCAUUACUGCAAGCUAAAUAUUCACGAAAACCCCUGUGAAGAAUUGCAAACAGGUCUUAUGUGUGAUAUUGGGGUCCACAAUCGAGAACCAGCUACAAUACAACGGCUAAUAGCAUCCGGUAUGACUGUAGCUAGACUUAAUAUACGAGAUUUGGAGCCUGAUGCUUGUGCCCAGUUAAUUCAAAGCAUAAGACAAGCCGUAUAUAAUUACAGUGCAGAAUUAGAAUAUGUUUAUCCCUUGGCUCUUAUAGUAGAUGUUAGAGGUUCAGAUAUUAUAACAGGUAAUUUGAAGGGUGGCCCCCGAUCUAACAUAGAGCUUAUUCAAGAUAGAACAAUUAGACUAACUACUGAUGCAAGUUGGCGUGAAAGCGGCACUCCUGAUUGUCUGUAUGUUGGAUACGAUCACCUUACUGAUUUGAAACCGGGUGAUAUAGUGUACAUUGACAGCAUAUCUCCAGGAAAAAUCAAAUUAGUUGUUUUGGAAGCUGGAGAUGAUUCAAUUGAAUGUUCAGUAGUAGUUGGUGGUAUAAUUGGUGCAAAAAUGACUGUACGAAUUUCUCAAGUUCCACGUAAAAUAGAAAAUAUACACAGAGGGCAUGACGAUAGCUUAGAAUCAUUUUCAUGUAAUGACACAACACAACCUUUUGAACACAUGGAAGAUCAGAUAGCUUGGGCUAUUGCGUCUGAUGUAGAUGGUUUAUUAGUACCUAAUGCUGAAACUACUUAUGAUAUUCGUCAAGUAAGAGAUAUUUUAUCUGAAAAAGGUAAACAUAUCCUUGUUUUUGCGUGUAUUGACUCAGUAUUAGGAUUUGACAAUAUCGAUGGUAUUUUAUCUGAAGCAGAUGGUAUUUAUUUAGAUCGGUGUAUAUUGAGUACCGAUUUACCAGUAGAAAAAAUAAUUAUUGCUCAAAAAAUUAUCAUUGCUAAAUGUAAUGAAAUAGGAAAACCUUGUCUUUGUAAAGCAGUCAUAAAUGAACAGAUACCUGCGCUAUGCGUAACUGACAUAGCUAAUUUAGUUUUGGAUGGUGCAGAUGUGCUCUCCUUGGAAAUUCAUUAUGAUUCUCCUUUAAAAAAAAUUGCUCCUUCCUAUGAUACAAUACGCAUGGCUGAGCAUUGUUUAGCUGCUGCUGCAGUAAUUUGUAGGCACGCAGAACGAAUCGUCUGGCAACCAAAAACUUACGGUAAUGUCGAACUGAUGCAAAGUCCUCUCGAAGAACCUACAAAAGCCGUAUGUGUUAGUGCAGUGGAGCUUGCAAUGCGUUCAAGAGCAGUUGUAAUUAUUUGUUUAACUAAUUCUGGUCGUACAGCAAAAAUUCUAGCACAUGCAAAACCUACAUGUCCCAUCGUAGCUGUAACACGCACUUGUCAUACAGCAAGGCAAUUGCGUUUUUGGAAAGGAGUUCGCGCAUUGCACUAUUUUGAGGUGGCUAGAGGUAGUUGGAUUUCUGAAAUCAACUUUCGGAUACAUGCUGCCCUUGACUAUUGCAAAGCAAAACGUAUUAUACGAGCUGGCGACGCAUAUGUAACAGUCACGGGAUCGCGUCGGGGUGUAGGUUAUUGUGAUUCAGUUCGACUUUUGUACGCGAGUGCUCGUGAUACAGUUCUGAUAGAAUAAUACUAUUUACUUCAAAUCUUUUUUCCUUUUCUUUUAAUUUUUUGUUCUAUCGCAUUUAAUCUAUAUUAAUUUUGGAUACGCGAAUAUAGUGCCAUAAUAAAAAUUACUUAAGUACGUGUAUAUCACGUACUUAAGUAAUUUUAAUUUUUCCUUAUUUAAAUCUGUUGUAUGGUUGUAGGAUAGAAAAUUUUAAAGUAUAAUAGGUCCUUGAAUAAAAU